ACGCGAUCACUCUCAUUCUCGAUUUCUCUCACAGCACCCAGCCACCCACCGUUCCAAGCUUAGAACCCUAGAUCCCCAAUUCAUCAUUCAUCAAUUCGUCCUCUUGCUUUGUUGUUCCGAUCGGAUCUGAAGCAAGACUGCUCUGCUCUCUGAUCAGGUUUAGAUUCAGCUGCAGCCCGGGACCUUGCUCUCUUCUUCUGUUGAAGAGUGGGAUCGGAGGCGGGGGCGGCUCGGAUAUGGAGCGGAGGCGGUACUCGAGCAGCGAAGCGAGGUUGGGAUUGCAAGGGAAGAUUAUCUCUCGGACGUUCUGGAUGAGCUGAGGAAUGGAGACGUUGGUGGAGCUGUGGAUGAGGUCUUUUAUGAUGCGAGAGUUCAGUUCAAUUAUGAAGGUCAACAUGUUGCAGAGUUUAGAUUGUGCUCCAAUGAGGAUAUGAACCCAUUAUCGAUAGAGAUUCUUGAGGAAGGUAUGAUUAUGAAGUUCGAAUAUACAGUUGGUAUGAAAUUGUUUAAUUGAGGAAGUUGGAUUCAUACUUACUUGCCCUCAAAUAGUGAGUCUGGUCUGUGAUCAUACUUGGUUGUGGUUAUUGGCAGAACUUGUGAAGUAGGAUGGAGACAAUGGCAUUGGGUCUUCUCUGUUCGAGUAAUAAAGAAGAGUAAUUCAUCGUCUGCAUGCUCAAAUCAGAGAUUGGAUGAUGAUGAUGAUUGACUGUUUUAGGAGACCUUUUUUUCUUUCUUUCUUUCGGGAUGUCCCGGUCCCGUCCCGAUCCCGGCCCGGUCCCGUUCGGGUUCGGGAUGGUCGGGAUCAAUUCUCAAAAAGUGCCAUAACCGUCCCGUCCCGUCCCGAGUUUUAUUUCCGGGUCGGGACCGGGAUCACCAGAAUUUCGUCCCGUCCCGUCCCAUGCCCAGCCCUAAUUAAACCAAACGCACACCAGUGACAUGACCCAUAUACAUACGAAACACAUGAUACUUUCAUGACUCACAAUAACCCAAUUAGUUUUGAGUAUGCUAUUGGACUGAAGGCCCAAAACACAUCAAAUCCAUAACAAACCCAACCCGAAAAUUUGAAAUUAGGGUUUGACUUUAGUGGGCCCCACGACAGCGUACAAAACGCGGAUUUCAAAUGGGAAUAGAGGGGAAGAAGGAGAAGGAGUUCCGUUGAGACAAGAAACAAAAGCCGCUUUUCCACAUUUCAAAAUAUAAAAAAUCGCCGCUUCUUAAAAAAAAGCAUUUCUUUGCUUAUCGCUUUCACGUUUGAACCAAAGCAAAACCCUCAUUUGAAUCAAUCAGAGACGGCAAUAGUAUCAAAAAUAUUAAUUAAUUAAAAUUAAACCCCAAAAAAGAAUAAAUCCAGGAUUUCAAAAUCACAGCUUCCACUAAGCUUAGCUGUUACUACGCGUUCCACACUCUCUCUCUCUCUCUCUUCUCCAUUUCAGACACAUAUAAAUCCCUCUCUCUCUCUCUCUCUCUCUCUCAAUUUCAAAAUUCCAAAACCUCACCAGUCACCAUGGCCUCCACGACCCGGCCCUUCAUCUUCGCCCUCGCUUUCCUCACUAUUUACACCGCCCUGCCACUCUCCCUCUCUCAGACCACCACCGAAGCCCCCGCGCCGGCCGCCGAUUUGUGCAACGGCAUCUUCAUAUCCUACUCCUACACCGACGGCAAGCAGAUCGCCCCCACCAUGCCGGCGCGGCAGCCCUACCGGUUCGAGUCCGUGCUGACUGUGCUCAACAACGGCGAGGAGGACCUCAAGUCGUGGAAGGUGUUCGUAGGGUUUCAGCACGGCGAGUACUUGGUCUCUGCUGCCAAUGCUGUGCUCGCCGACGGGAGUGCGUAUCCCGGAAGUGUGGAGAACGGCACCGUUUUCGCCGGGUUCCCGCAGACCGAUCUGAAGACGGCGAUCAAGACGGCGGGGGACUUGACGCAGAUGCAGGUGCAGGUGAAGUUGAUCGGGACUCAGUUCGGUGUGGCGCCGCCGAAUGUUCCGAUGCCGGUCAAUAUCUCUUUGGCUAAUGAUGGCUUUCGUUGCCUCAAGGCCUCAUUGCAAGGGAAGAGUGAAAUGCAAGUCUGCUGCAUUGUAGACUCUACGGUGAAAACAAACAUCACUGCAGAUGAAGAGUUUCUCCCUCGCCAGAAUGGAGAUCUUUCAAUCAUGUAUGAUGUGACCCGGACGUAUGGAUCAAGUUACUUUGCACAAGUGACAAUCUCCAACCAUAACUCUCUAGGCCGUCUUGAUAGUUGGAAGUUGAGCUGGGACUGGAUGGCACAAGAGUUUAUCAAUACGAUGAGAGGGGCCUAUCCAUCUGUCGUUGAUUCUUCUGAAUGCAUAUUUGGCGAACAAGGUAAAUACUAUGCGGAUCUAGACUUUGCCAAUGUCUUGAGUUGUGAAAAAAGGCCAACCAUUAUUGACCUGCCUCUGGAAAAGACUAAUGACACUAAACUUGGUAUGAUCCCUUAUUGUUGCCGAAAUGGUACUAUCUUGCCAACAACAAUGGAUGCAACCAAGUCAAAAUCUUCAUUCCAGAUGGAAGUCUAUAAAAUGCCUCCAAAUAUCAACCGCUCUGUGAUCAUACCACCACAAAACUGGGCAAUCAAUGGCACUCUCAACCCUGAUUACAAAUGUGGUCCUCCUGUGCGGGUGAGUCCUAGUCAAUUCCCUGAUGCAAGUGGCUUACCGGUGAAUUCAACUGCAGUAGCCAGCUGGCAGGUUGUGUGCAAUAUUACACAGGCCAAGGGAGCAAGCCCUAGAUGCUGUGUUUCAUUUUCUGCUUACUUCAACGAGUCUGUUGUACCAUGCAAAACUUGUGCGUGUGGGUGCCCUAGAAAUACAGCUCAAACUUGUAGCACAACUGCACAGGCUAUGCUUCUUCCACCAGAGUCGCUUCUCGUUCCCUUUGAGAACCGAACUGUCAAGGCAAAAGCUUGGGCUGAGCUUAAACACCUAGCAGAUCCGAACCCAAUGCCCUGUGGUGAUAACUGUGGGGUCAGCAUUAACUGGCACGUACUCUCAGACUACAGUAAAGGAUGGACUGCAAGGGUUACACUCUUCAACUGGGGCGAAACUUCUUUUGCUGAUUGGUUUACUGCAGUACAACUGGAUAAAGCUGUUCCUGGUUUUGAAAAAAUGUACUCUUUCAACGCUACUACUGUGGGAACGGAUGGGCUCAACAAUACGGUGUUUAUGCAGGGUCUUGAAGGAUUGAACUACCUUGUGGCAGAAGUAGAUGGAGCCAACCCAAAGAAGGAUCCUAGGGUGCCUGGGAAGCAGCAAUCAGUGAUCUCAUUUACAAAGAAGCUUACUCCUGGAAUUAAUGUGGCUGGUAGAGAUGGGUUUCCGAAAAAAGUGUUCUUCAAUGGGGAGGAGUGCUCACUUCCUGAUAUAUACCCAAGUAGUGCUUACAGAACAAGCUCAGCCAUGAUGAUGUUUCCUGUCCUCCUAAUGGUUGCAGUGUUCAUGUUGAUGCAGCAAUAGCCAAGUGAUGAGGGCACUUCUAGAUCUCAUAGCUGCUGCUGAUUUUUUUAAUUCUUUCAGUGGUUGGAUUAAUAUAUGCUCAACGAGGAGGAUUCACAUAAUCUCAACUGCCAACCAUAUAUGACUGGUAUUUUUGAGGUUGUUAUGAGAAAACUUGUAUAUGUGGUAGUGCUGCUCAUCUGCAAGUUUUCAAAGGAGGAUUGAUGCCCGCAAGUGACAGCAAUCGUAUCGGUUUCACAUUUUGUAUAAACAACUAUUGAACUAGGUUGCUUGCUCAGAUUUUUCUCUUUACAUAUAUAUACAUUUGUUAGGUGGUGGAACUAUUCUUAAAAUUCAAUAUAAUCUCUUUAUUGAGUGAC
Molecule: messenger RNA, 3828 nt
Organism: Rosa rugosa (rugosa rose)
Lineage: Eukaryota; Viridiplantae; Streptophyta; Magnoliopsida; Rosales; Rosaceae
Product: COBRA-like protein 7
Exons: 3
Coding region: 1505-3469 (654 amino acids)
Biological process (GO): cellulose microfibril organization
Cellular component (GO): membrane
Source: RefSeq, a predicted model, not a curated record